GUGGAAAGACUGGCUGCGAUGCGUUCAGAUUCUCUAGUUCCUGGGACUCACACGCCUCCCAUCAGACGACGAAGCAAAUUUGCCACUCUCGGAAGGCUUUUUAAGCCAUGGAAGUGGAGGAAGAAGAAGAGCGAAAAAUUCAAGCACACUUCUGCAGCUUUGGAAAGAAAAAUAUCAAUGAGGCAAAGCAGAGAGGAGCUUAUAAAACGAGGAGUGCUGAAAGAAAUUUUUGAUAAAGAUGGAGAACUUUCCAUACCAAAUGAAGAAGGAGCUUUGGAGAACGGGCAGCCUCUCGGCUCUGGGCAAGUGCUGAGUUCCAGCCAGGUAUCCCUGCCAGCCCUAGCAGAACUGGAGUCAGGUCCAGCAUCUGGAGAACCCUGCUCGUACGAGGUGCUCCCAACCACAGAGAUCAUGGAUGGCACAGUGUCUGAAGAGAGCCCCACAUCCAAUGAAUCCGGAGUCCUCCUGUCCCAAGAUCCUACAGCUAAGCCAGUCCUGCUACUUCCCCCAAAAAAAUCUGCCGCUUUCCCUGGAGGCCAUGAGGACACCCCAGUGAAACAGUUGUCCCUCCUCAAACAGCCCCCUGCCCUGCCUCCUAAACCUAUUGCCAGGAUUGCCAGCCACUUAACUGAUCCUGGCGCUCCUGUGAAACUGCCUUGUAUGCCAGUUAAACUGUCACCUCCACUACCUCCAAAGAAAGUCAUGAUUUGCAUGCCUUUAGGGGGGCCAGACCUCUCUCUCUCAUCCUAUUCCACGCAGAAGAGCUCCCAGCAGCCUUUGACCCAGCACCAUCACACUGUCCUGCCAUCCCAGUUAGCAGCUCACCAGCACCAACUCCAGUACGGCAGCCACAGCCAGCACCUGCCUUCUGGGUCCAGCACGUUGCCCAUUCCCCCUUCAGGGUGCCGGAUGAUAGAGGAGGGUAACAGAACACUGGAACAGGCUGCCCAGAGAGUUUAUUUGUUUUUCUUUCCCAACAGCUCUGGUUUACACACAGGUGACAGUGUUACAAAAACAGGACCUGGGGGCCUUCCAGACAUGAGACAAGUGCCAACUGUUGUGAUCGAAUGCGAUGACAAUAAAGAAAAUGUGCCUCAUGAAACCGACUAUGAAGAUUCUUCCUGCCUCUACACAAGACAGGAAGAGGAGGAAGAGGAAGAUGAAGAUGAGGAUAACUCAUUAUUUACAAGUUCUCUGGCAAGGAAAGUCUGCAGGAAGGACUCUUUAGCAAUCAAACUAAGCAACAGGCCUUCAAAGCGAGAGCUGGAGGAAAAGAAUAUCCUCCCCAUGCAGACUGAUGAAGAGAGGCUGGAACUUAGGCAGCAGAUUGGGACAAAGCUAACAAG
Molecule: messenger RNA, 1346 nt
Organism: Tauraco erythrolophus (red-crested turaco)
Lineage: Eukaryota; Metazoa; Chordata; Aves; Musophagiformes; Musophagidae
Source: RefSeq, a predicted model, not a curated record